Styela clava is the source of this 2006-nucleotide messenger RNA. RefSeq lists its product as uncharacterized. Lineage: Eukaryota; Metazoa; Chordata; Ascidiacea; Stolidobranchia; Styelidae. Gene Ontology annotation, molecular function: cobalamin binding. Gene Ontology annotation, biological process: cobalamin transport. The record is from RefSeq and is a predicted model, not a curated record.
UUACAUUUAGGAGGAAAAAGGUUGAAAAAUAAUAAGAUAUAAGACGUUGUACUAUAAAUUGCCCGUCAACAGCUUUUGGAAACUGGCAAGGAUGUUUGAGUAGCGUUAGCAUAAAAAUUUUCAUUUUUACUCCGGGGAAAAGUGAAGUCGAUAAGACGGCUCAAUCAUAUGGCGAACCACGCCUCUCGUCCGGCCACCAGUCCAGGUCGGUAAAUAGAAAUACUUUGCCAGGUAUCUGUUUCGAGUGCAUGGACUUGAUGGUGGAGGAAGCCGCAGCGGGACUCACGCAGAGUAACAAGGAGUGCGUGUUUCCUGAUGCCUAGUACGGUGAGCCAACUGUCGGGAGUUGAGGGAAGAUGUUUGCCAGUGCACUGAAAUUUGAAUCUACGUGUGACAACACAAAAUAUUCCCCUAAAACAUGCUCUGUAGAAGAUUUAUAUAUAACGACACUCAGACUCUUAUGCAACGAGGAUGAAGCUUCAAUUAGUUCUAAGUUUUCUUGCGAUGGCAACCUUACGUGAGAUUGCAGGAUACAAAGUUUGUGGUGACAACUCGUACAAACCGGAGACCGCCAAAGCAAUCGCAGAAGUAAUCGACCGUUUAAUGGCGAUGAGAAAUACAGAUUGGAACUGGAAAUAUAUUCAUUCUCCAAUGCUAAUUCAACUGAAUGGUCCAGACAAGUUUUAUGAAAAAGAAAAGACAGUUGAUGCCAUAAGAAUAAAGUUGGAGACGGAGGCCGAUAAAAUGUCCUUGGAAGACUUAGCACUGCAUACAGUGACUGUGAAAGGACUUUGCAAAAACAACACGGAUUUUUUUGGAAUGGAUCUAACAGAGAUGUUGAAACAAAGAAUGAAACAACAGUUUGGUUAUAAAGUUAAAGUACCGAAAGAAGGAAUCGCCGCAUUCUCCAUAGCGAUGUCAAUACUUUGCAUAUCCGAUGUCCCAGUGGGAAGAUAUUUUAUCAACAAAUGGCUCGCUAAUCAGAAUGAAGACGGAAGUUUUGGAGAAGGGAGAAACAAAAUUGAAACAACGAUCUUCACUUUACAUCCGUCAAAUUGCCUCUCGAAAGAUCAGUACCAGAAAUCUAUGGCUAGACGACUUAGGAGGGUCGAGGAAAAGAUACGAAACUUCUUGAUAUCGCAUAUAAAGUCGAACUAUAAAAAUGGGACUUUUACCGGAAAACCGCUUACUGGCCUCCUAGCAGUCACGACAAUGGCCCAAACGCCAUCACCGGGAGAAGAUACAGAGACGUGGAAAUGUCGGGAGUUGAUGAGCACCAUCGGCGUAACACCAACCCACGUACGAGUCUGAGAUGGCGUUGGUUAUGCGCCUUAUUCGAAUAUCGGGACGCGGAUUCGGCCACUAUAAACAUCCAAGCUGGAAGUGCCCAGACCAAGUACCAACUCCAUCUGGUUAUCGACCAAAGUGCCAACCAGAUAAACCAGGAACGUGUGGCAUGUUAUCGAUCGGUAGAUCGGCACCGAGAAUGGAGUUUCCGGGUUUCAUACCACCGGGAAUGACUCGCCCAGUCGGGGUACCAUCAGAAAUUAUUAUUCCACAAGAUCCUUGGCUGGACGACACCAUGGACGGAGAAACGCCCGCAUAAAAUAUGAAAAAACAUGGUUUCGGUCAUUACCCAAACGAAACUUGAAGAAAACUGUUCAUGAUUCAUAAUGGCAUAAUGAAAAUAAAUUGCUGUGGAAAUUCGUAACGUCUAAUCUAGAGUAGAUACAUAAAAAAUAUUGCAACAAUACUAUCCAAAAAAGUAACCGUGCAUUUUGAUGGUAUUUUGACGGUACACAUUAUUUGUCUGGUGACCGACUUCGAUCACAUUGCCAUCUCUAUACAUCUAUGCCAAAAUCAACUGUAUGGUACUUUGCUGCUCGAUGGACCUUUUCCCGACCUUUGACCCCUGAAAAAUUCUUCCUAUACUUUAUCAUUGCAAAAUUUUCGGGGCUAUUUUAAGAGUGCUUUUGCGAGUUGGCGUCUGUAAAAUGGGGUAUGUG